AUGGACUAUAAAUUAAAAAUCGCUAUCUGGAACGCGAACGGGCUACACCAAAGGUUACCAGAAUUAAAAACCUUUCUAAGUAUCAAUAAAAUCGAUAUAAUGCUUGUAGCAGAAACCCACCUAACAGAUAAAAACAAUAUGAAAAUACCACUCUACAAUAUACACCCUGUAUACACCACUAAUCAUCCAACUGGUAAGGCUCGUGGUGGAACAGCAGUAAUCAUAAAAAAUUACAUCAAACAUUUCCUCCAAAAUACAAUAGCACACAUGAACAUACAAGCUACCUCAGUAACAAUUAACACAACGCACCACAAACUCACGCUGGCUGCAGUUUACUGCCCCCCAAAGCAGAAAAUCUCUUUACACCAAUUCACAAACUUCUUUCAAAGUCUGAGAAACAAAUUCAUUGCUGGUGGUGAUUAUAACGCCAAGCACGCUCUAUGGGGCUCUAAAACAAACUCGCCCAGAGGAAAAACGCUAGAACAAACUAUACGAACACCAUCCAUAGAUACACUAACAACCAAUGAAUCAACCUACUGGCCCGCUGCAUACGACAAAUCACCUGACUUACUAGACUUCGGUAUAAUCAAAGGGUUAAAUAAAACUCACUUUCAAGUACACUCCUGCUUUGAUCUCAGUUCAGAUCAUUCGCCGAUACUACUAGAUUAUAUUCACCAACCCGUUAUAACCCAAGCUAUGACAACAUUAUGCAACAAUACCACAAACUGGGCACACUUUAAAAACUACUUAGAAGUCAAUAUAAACUGCAAUAUACCAUUAAAAACCCCUGAACAAAUAGAAUCAGCUGUGAUUAAUUUUACUAAUCUUAUUCAAGAGGCAGGAUGGAUGUCUACUAAACCAGCAAAAUGUAAACGACAAUUUAAUUCAUAUCCAGAGCACAUCAUUCAAAAAGUGGCAAAAGCAAAAAAGUUCUUUCAACAAAAAAAGACUAAACGCAAUCACCAAAGAAGUGAAACAGCUAAUACUGCAGCAUUGCAAUGA
Messenger RNA from Habropoda laboriosa, 1002 nucleotides. RefSeq names its product RNA-directed DNA polymerase from mobile element jockey-like. Gene Ontology annotation, molecular function: catalytic activity. The record is from RefSeq and is a predicted model, not a curated record. The transcript has a single exon. Lineage: Eukaryota; Metazoa; Arthropoda; Insecta; Hymenoptera; Apidae. Bases 1 to 1002 code for a protein of 333 amino acids.